AUGGGCUCCUUGAGUACACCACCACUGGUGACCGGCCACGAUGUUCGCCUUGCAGCACGUAGAAACGACUGCAUAGUGCCAACCGCGGGGCUUGCCCAGGGCUAUCUACAAGCAAACAUGAUCGUCUUACCCUCACGCUAUGCCGCCGACUUUCGCAGUCUCUGUGCACGCAAUCCUGUUCCCUGCCCACUCAUCGGAGAAUCAUUGUCUAUUGGACAAUACGAUGCUGUAAAAUCCUCUCUAUCUUCUUUAUCAUCAUCAUCCAAGAAUGAGCCCGUAUCGGUGAUUCAGACAAAGGAUCUUGAUCUCCGUCGAGAUGUCGGACGGUAUAUGGUCUAUCGCGACGGCAAACCCACCAAGACCGCCUGUCUCGAUAUUUGCGACGAAUGGACCGACGACCAUGUUGCUUUCUUGAUUGGCUGUUCAUACAGUUUUGAAACAGCUUUGCUUAAUGCCGGACUCACACCUCCGCAUAUCAGCGCAAACAGCAAUGUGCCUAUGUACCGAACCACCAUCCCGCUGUGUCCAGCGGGCGUCUUCACCGGGUCAACGUAUGUGGUCUCACUGAGAGCUUAUAACUCAACCGACUUAGCGAAAGUACGAGAUAUCACGGCAAAGUACCAUGCAACACAUGGAGAGCCCAUUGCGUGGGGGUGGGAUUCGUUAGAAAAACUCGGGAUCAAAGACAUUGGCAAACAAGACUGGGGAGAUAGUCCGGUUACCCAGGAUGGCAGACCCUUGGCAAGCUUAGUUGGAUCGGACACGGUGAUCCCCGUAUUCUGGGGAUGUGGUGUCACACCUCAAGAGGCUGUUAUGAGGGCAGGACUAGAAGGCAUUUCGAUGGGGCAUAUGCCGGGACACAUGUUGCUGUUGGAUUGUGUAGAUGAUGAUAUUAUAUAG
Talaromyces rugulosus is the source of this 900-nucleotide messenger RNA. RefSeq lists its product as uncharacterized. The coding region runs from base 1 to 900 and encodes 299 amino acids. NCBI's taxonomy places the organism in Eukaryota, Fungi, Ascomycota, Eurotiomycetes, Eurotiales, Trichocomaceae. The transcript has a single exon. Gene Ontology annotation, biological process: glutamate metabolic process. The record is from RefSeq and is a predicted model, not a curated record. Gene Ontology annotation, molecular function: D-glutamate cyclase activity.